Messenger RNA from Sclerotinia sclerotiorum 1980 UF-70, 891 nucleotides. RefSeq lists its product as hypothetical. The record is from RefSeq and is a predicted model, not a curated record. NCBI's taxonomy places the organism in Eukaryota, Fungi, Ascomycota, Leotiomycetes, Helotiales, Sclerotiniaceae. Bases 1 to 891 code for a protein of 296 amino acids. The transcript has 4 exons. Gene Ontology annotation, cellular component: endoplasmic reticulum membrane. Gene Ontology annotation, biological process: ceramide catabolic process; ceramide biosynthetic process.
AUGGAGGACUACUAUGCUACUAUUUACUCUGCCGAGAUCGUCAACACUCUUACCAACCUACUUUUUAUAUGGCUUUGCAUCAAAGGUACUCGGAAUUGUUUAAAGUAUGACCAUGAUAGCGUAUUUCUGGUGGCAUUUCUAGGUUAUGGUGCUGUAGGCACAGAUCCUAUGCAACUUGUCGAUGAACUUUCCAUGAUUUAUACUACAUGCUUGAUGUGCUAUGCAACUUUCUCCUUCUCUCAAUCCCGCAUCUUCAGACAAGUAUUAGCAUUUAGCUUAAUAUUCCUGUCCGUAUUCAUAACGCUUUACUACCAUUAUCUCCAAGACCCCGAUUUCCAUCAGAAUGCAUUUGCGCUUCUGACAGCUACCGUACUUUUCCGUUCCAUGUAUGUCAUGGAAGUUAAUAUACGUCCUUCUCUUCGAAAGAAAUAUGCGACUACAGAACUUUCUCAUGAACAUCCUGAUACUACUCAUUCCGAGCGCUUAGCAAAUGAAAAGAGACAACAUGAUAUCUUGAAAGAAAUGUGGUUGAUGGUUGGCUUAGGUCUUUCCAUAUUUCUUGGUGGUUUUGGUAUAUGGUCUUUGGAUAAUCAUUAUUGCUCAACGGUUAGACAAUGGAGACAUGAGAUUGGACUUCCGUGGGGAUUAUUACUCGAAGGACAUGGCUGGUGGCAUUUGAUGACGGGCAUUGGAUCAUACUUCUAUUUGGUUUGGGGUAUUUGGCUACGACAUUGCUUGAAUGAUAAGCAAGAUGAAUACGUUUUGAAUUGGCCACAUUACUUCAGUCUACCGGAAGUCAUCACACGUCCUGAAAGUAGCAAAAUCUCGAGUGGAAGACGGAACGGAAAACAAAACGGACAUGUCAAAGAUGAAUCUAGAAAAUCCGUUUAA